Messenger RNA from Symbiodinium natans, 1971 nucleotides. NCBI's taxonomy places the organism in Eukaryota, Dinophyceae, Suessiales, Symbiodiniaceae. The record is from the annotation of a GenBank genome assembly.
AUGGCGGUGUUGGGCGGGAUGUUGAGUGUUCGUGUGAUUUCUGGUGAUGAGGUGGUCUCCAUGCCGAUGGCGCAAUUUGCGGAGAUGACAAAGCUAGAAGAACAUCCAGUACGUUAUUUGAAACAGCUCGUUGGUGAUGUGCGCAGGCUCUCCAGAUUCAGGCUGCGGCUGCUUCAGAACGGCAUCGAGUUGGAUGAUGGCACUCUGCUCGAGGGACAAGCAGAUCUAGAAUUGGUGCAGCUGACCUUCUCUUCAGCCUCAGACGCGCAAGUGGCAGAACUUGUUGCAGCAGCAGGAGACAACGAAGUCGCGGAGGUCGAGCACAUACUAGGCAGACCUCAGAAUCCAGACUUGGGUAAUCCAUCGCCUCUUGUGAAAGCUUCGUUCGGUGGCCACUUGGAAGUUGCCCGCCUCUUGCUGGAAGCCAACGCUGAUCCUGACAUGAUGAGCCCCUUGGUGUUUGCUUCCAUGUGUGGUCAUGUUGAAGUGAUCAGCCUGCUCCUCGAGCGCCGGGCAGACAGCAACAAUGGAUGUCCUUUGCACGUUGCCGCCAAAAACGGCCAUGCAACCAUUGUUCGCCUACUGCUUGCAGCUGGUGCAGAAUUCGACAAGCAAGUCGGCACUACAGGCUCGACCCCGUUGCAUCGCGCAGCACUUCGUGGCCAUUUGAGCGUUGUCCGUGCGUUGCUCGACGCGAGGGCUGACCCGAACCUAGAAAACGAGCAGGGGGAAACCCCUUUGUUCAGGGCUGUGCGCAAAUCCCACUACAGUAUUGUUUGUGCCUUGCUAGAGGCUGGUUGCAACAAGGACAAGGCAGACAGCAGUGGCGAAACUCCUUUGUCGACGGCUUGCUUAAACAAUCACUCGCAAAUGGUCCAUUUGUUGCUGGCGGCGGCUGCUGAUGCGAAUGAGGUGUCAGCUUAUGGCCAGUCGUUGCUGCAUUUGGCAGCAUUUGCAAGUGAUCCGGAAAUUGUCGACUUGUUGCUUGAGGCAGGGGUGGACAAGGACAGUGUACAUUCAAACGGCGAGACCCCGUUGCACAUGGCUUGUCGUUUCGACAGAACAGAGAAUGUCCGCGCCCUCCUCGAAGCAAAGGCAGACAAAGAUAAAGCCACCAAGGACGGCGAAACCCCUUUGCAUAUCGCUUCUCGCCAGAGCAUUUCGAAAGACAUCGUCCGCCUCCUGCUAGAAGCAAAGGCAGACAGGGACAAGUUUGAUGGCUCUAGCAACACGCCCCUGAAAGCAGCCCUAGAGUGCAACUGUGCAGCGGCUGUCCACCUUUUGCAGGACAACACGGGAGUUCAUGAACCCGAAGCUGAUCAGACAAAGACCUUUGGAAUCUGGACACUGUCCCUUGCAGCCGUGGUGGAGGCGGUUCUGCUACGAGAUGAUGAUACCGCCUGGAUGACGAAGCGAGGCUGCAAGUGCACCUACCGCUACGGGGGCCUGGAGGUGGAAGCACAAGAGUUCCCACCGAAGCUUGGAUCCCUGGGCCUAGGAACCAGGCACUUCUGCGGCAUAGGUGAGAGGGAGUGGCCCGACUCCUGCAACCUCAACUACUACGAGGAUGGUGGAGCCUCAGUUGGCUGGCACGCGGACGAUGAGCACCUCUUCCAGGGCAAGCUGCAAGACAUCCGCAUCGUGUCGCUGUCUUUUGGCCAAGCCCGCAGCUUCGAGCUGCGAAGAAACUGGCCGGAGGGAGACGAGCCGGGGGUUGAGAGGAUUGUGUUGAGCAAUGGUGACCUGAUGACCAUGGAGGGCAUGACCCAGAAGCAUUACCAACAUCGUGUUCCCAAAGAGAGCUGCAAGGGGCCGAGGAUCAAUCUCACGUGGCGCCUUGUCUGUAGCAGAUCUUUAGCGGUUUUGCUGGACAUGGGGUAUUUUCCAAACAGGGCAAAUAGGGCAACCCCCCCCCCACAGGACAUGGGUUAUUUCCCAAAUAGGGCAACUCCCCCCCCCCCCCCACACUAG